AAAAGCACCGCCUGUAGCCAGGACGCCAUUUGCCACUGCCGAACGUGGGCGCAGGCGGCUCUCGGAAGCACCGGUGACCAACCUCUUCCGAGCACGCUUCUCGGCCUCCCGCAUCGUCUUCAUCCCGCGCGUUUCUCAGUGUCGCCCCCCGGAAUCACCGCCGUUGCCGACGCCACCCGGAGCACGGUCCCGCACGCCGCCAGCCCGUCUUUGCCGCCAUGCCCAAGAAUAAAGGAAAAGGAGGUAAAAACAGACGUAGAGGAAAGAAUGAGAAUGAAUCUGAAAAGCGAGAGCUGGUGUUCAAAGAGGAUGGGCAAGAAUAUGCUCAGGUAAUCAAAAUGUUGGGAAAUGGACGAUUAGAAGCAAUGUGUUUCGAUGGUGUGAAGAGACUAUGCCAUAUCAGAGGGAAAUUGAGAAAAAAGGUUUGGAUAAAUACCUCAGACAUUAUAUUGGUGGGCCUCCGAGAUUACCAGGAUAACAAAGCCGAUGUCAUUUUAAAAUACAACGCAGAUGAAGCUAGAAGUCUCAAGGCAUAUGGCGAGCUUCCAGAGCAUGCUAAAAUCAAUGAAACUGAUACAUUUGGUCCUGGAGAUGAUGAUGAAAUUCAGUUUGAUGACAUUGGGGAUGAUGAUGAAGACAUCGAUGAUAUCUAAAAUGAACUCAACAUUUUACAUUCCAGUCCUUCUGAAGAUUGCCCUGCAAGUUUGGAAUCUGGUCAUAGACUUCAAGGAAAAGUUUUCCCUGAUUGAUUGUAAUUUGUUGAGACAGACUCAAUUCAAUACUAAGGUCGCUUUUUUCAAAGCUGAAAAUAUCUUAAGUGAUAUGUUAAGCCCACUUUGAUCAUUUGAUGUAAUUGAACUCAAAAAAGAUCAUGUAAGAAAAAAUAUACAUUACUGCCUUUCCUACUUUGACCCCUUCCAGUAAGUAAAUGGAUGUUUUGAAUAAACAAUUUGCCUUGUAUGCAUAAAUUAUGAUUAAGCCCUCCCUUUUGCAUAGCUGUUGACUGUACAAAGUACAGUCUUUGUGUAUAUUCCAGUUGCCCAGAAAUUUUGAUACAAAUGGAGGCAGAAAUCUGUUUUAUGUUUUAUUGUGUUAUAUUUUGAGACAGAAUCCAACUUUGUAUCUGAGGCUAGCUUGGGAUUCACUAUAGUCCUAGUGAACCCAUACUCACUAUGAUCCUCCUUUCUCAGCCUCCUGGGUGCUGAGAUUAAAUGUAUUUACCACACCAGGCAGAAAUCUAUUUAAAGGCAAAAGUGAUAGGUUUGCUUUUCAUAUUUAAAAGUAUGUAUGUGGCUAUUUUUAUACUAGUUUUGAUAACAUGUACGUUCUUAGGAUUUAUUUUGCAGUCAUCAACUUACUGGGGGAGGAAAGGCAUUUCCAAAAUGUUUUUAGAAACUGGUUUUUAAUAUUUUAAAUUAAGGUCGGUAGUUGCAGAAAUUGAACACUAGGUGGUGCUCAGUUGUCUUAACAUUGGUAAUAACUUUUAAUUAAUUAAGAUGGUUUCUUUUCUCAACUAGUGUGAUUAGGAAAUUCCCAAACGAGGAAAAGAUUGUUUUACUCAUGUGCAUAGAAUAUUUUUACCAAAAUAUCGUGUGGGAAUGUUCCUUUUUCAGGAGUCUUACUCGCCCAAGCUACAUUUCUGAGGGCUUUAUAAAUACAUAAAAUAGGCAAGUGAAAUUUUCAGCUCAUAAGAAUAUGAAUAUUGUGGAACAAAGUAAAAAUUAAUGUUUUUUUCAGGUUUCCCUAAAUUGAGGGGAAAAUGAGGGAAGCAAACUUAAACCUGAUAUAAUGGCAUGACCUAUAACCCUGCACUUGUGAGGUCUAGGCAGGAAAAUCAGUUCAAAAAUAAACGUAGUGAAAAGAUGUUUUCUUAUUUCUGAAUCAAAGAGCUGUAGCUGAGAAAAUAGCAUGCUGCAGAGGAUAUUAUACUUUGACUUUACAUUAGGGAGAAGUUUAUUAUGUAGACAGUCCAGGGGGUUCCCAUUUUCUUUCUACUGGGAAUUUAGGUUUGCUCUUAUUUAGGAGUUAUUAUUGCAGUUAGAUGGGCUAGUCAGAACUCACUGUACGCACUGAAAGCUUGCAAGUUUAUAAACUAAGAUCCAUCGUGCAGUUUGUGGACCUUGUAUUCUAGUAGCAUCCAGAAAAUUUCAUUAAUGAAAAGUAAUACACAAAGGAAUGCAUAUUACAUGGUUUCAAAAACCAAGAUCUUUUCUGUGAUCCCUUUCUUUUUUGGGUUUUUUUUUUUUUUUUUUUUCGAGACAGGGUUUCUGUGUGGUUUUGGAGCCUGUCCAGGAACUAGCUCUUGUAGACCAGGCUGGUCUCAAACUCACAGAGAUCCGCCUGCCUCUGCCUCCCAAGUGCUGGGAUUAAAGGUGUGCGCCACCACCGCCCGGCUUGUGAUCCCUUUCUUAACUAUGACUUCAUCUCAGGUUUUCUUACUCAGUUUCAAAAUUUAUGGAACAGUAGGAAAGAUGAAGUGAUGUGGUCUGUAUUUCUUAAUCUGAGGAGUUUCUUAGUGCAUAUCUAUCUAGGCAGAGUAUAUCUGAGAACAAGGGCUGAAACUAACCUUGAGAUACUUGCUAAUCAUCGUCUUCAUCAGUAAUUAGACCUCUGGACCUUAAAAGUGUUUCACCAGCUGGAUGUAGCAUACACCUGUGAUCCCAGCACAGGAGAAUUUGUUAAUAUUGGCCAGGGCUACAUAAGACUCUGUCUCAAAACCAACAAUGAAAACCAUUUUUACUAAAUUUGCAGAGUAUAUAGUUAAGCAUUUUAUGGGCAGUGUUUUAAGUCUACAUAGGUGAUACAGCUCAAAUCAAAAGUUGAUUUUCUUCCUGUAACAAACAGGAUUUGAAAUGUUUUUAGAAAUUACAUAUGACCCCGUUUCCUGUACCUUCUGGUGGUUUUAAUCUAUUUUCUUGCCUAAAUAGUAGCAACAUUAACUAAUGAGUGUUCUUGUGUCCCGGAUGAUCUGGAGUCAUACUGGUUUAAAGUAGUUGAAUACAGUUGUCACUAAUAUGCAAAUGCUACCUGGAAGAGUUCUUUGAUGUGUAUUUGGUAUGGAAAUUAAUACGUUUAACUAAUUCAACUUUAUUUCAAAUAAGGAAAAGGAAAUGGUCUUCAAGGAAAUUUUGUUUUUUAUUUUUGCUUUGACUUCUAUAGUACAACUCCAUUAUAAGCAGUGCCCAUAAAGAAAAAUAAAAUGUUUAAAAUCUAA
Microtus oregoni (creeping vole) is the source of this 3214-nucleotide messenger RNA. RefSeq names its product eukaryotic translation initiation factor 1A, X-chromosomal. The coding region runs from base 219 to 653 and encodes 144 amino acids. The record is from RefSeq and is a predicted model, not a curated record. The transcript is spliced from 7 exons. NCBI's taxonomy places the organism in Eukaryota, Metazoa, Chordata, Mammalia, Rodentia, Cricetidae. Gene Ontology annotation, cellular component: cytoplasm. Gene Ontology annotation, molecular function: RNA binding; translation initiation factor activity. Gene Ontology annotation, biological process: translational initiation.